UACACAAGUUCAUCACAUUUUCGUGACAAGUGCUAGCUGAAAGCAUAUUUUAAUUUUUUGAAAUCUUUAAAGUCAUUUCUGUUUGUUGUAAAAGUCUUUACCGAAAUUAUAAUGAAUUCCGGAAUGUCUACAAAUUUAACUGUAAAAAUUCAUCCUGUUGUAUUAUUUGCGAUUUGCGAUUCAUAUGAAAGGCGAAAUGAUUCCCAGCAUCGAGUUAUUGGGACUUUACUAGGUGUGCAUGAAAAAGGUGCUGUUGAAAUUACUAAUUGCUUGUGCAUUCCUCACAAUGAAUCUGAAGAUGAGGUUGCUGUUGAUAUGGAAUUUGCAAAAGCUAUGUAUGAACUUCAUAAAAAGGUUAAUCCUAGUGAAGUUAUAGUUGGAUGGUAUGCUACUGGAGCAGAUGUUACCGGACAUUCUGUUCUUAUUCAUGACUAUUACAGUCGAGAGACUACUAAUCCAGUUCAUCUUACGGUAGACACAUCUUUAUCUGAGGGUAGUGUUACAUGGAAAGCAUUUAUGAGUAUUAAUUUUGGAGUCCCAGGAAAAAAUAGUGGUACUAUGUUUACUCCUUGCAAAGUAGAGGUUGUAGGCUAUGAGCCUGAACUCGUUGGAAUGAAAAUUGCACAACAAACUAAGCACAACAAGCAAAGAAGUGUGGAAAUAUUACCAGAUUUGGAUCUCAUCAGCAAUGCUGUUCAUGAAAUGUUAGAAAUGUCUGACGUAGUGAUUGCUUAUGUUGAUGAUGUUUUAGCAAAUAGAAAACCUGCUGAUAAUACAGUUGGGCGCACAUUGAUGGACAUUGUCCAGAGUGUACCUCAGAUGACACCUGAAGAAUUUCAAGAUAUGUUAAAUUCAAAUAUGAAGGAUCUACUUAUGGUUAUUUAUUUAGCUCAGCUUACUAAAAGUCAGCUUGCUCUACAUGAAAAAAUAAGUUUUUUGUAACUUUAUUAAUUUGAAUAAAUAAUUUUAUCAAUGUU
Uloborus diversus is the source of this 977-nucleotide messenger RNA. RefSeq names its product eukaryotic translation initiation factor 3 subunit F-1-like. Gene Ontology annotation, cellular component: eukaryotic translation initiation factor 3 complex, eIF3m. Bases 112 to 942 code for a protein of 276 amino acids. The record is from RefSeq and is a predicted model, not a curated record. The transcript is spliced from 8 exons. Gene Ontology annotation, biological process: translational initiation. Lineage: Eukaryota; Metazoa; Arthropoda; Arachnida; Araneae; Uloboridae. Gene Ontology annotation, molecular function: translation initiation factor binding; translation initiation factor activity; metallopeptidase activity.